Molecule: messenger RNA, 1165 nt
Organism: Chlamydomonas reinhardtii
Lineage: Eukaryota; Viridiplantae; Chlorophyta; Chlorophyceae; Chlamydomonadales; Chlamydomonadaceae
Exons: 6
Coding region: 122-505 (127 amino acids)
Source: RefSeq, a predicted model, not a curated record
CUACACAGUCUUACCUGGAUUCUCAGUACACCCUGUCCUCGCCGUCCCGCAAGUCAAGGUGCCUUUUCGUUGAGCAUCGUAAGCUAGUCUCCUCACGUCUUCCUCGCGGCCUACCUUCAUAAUGGCGCAAGCAACCAGCCCGAAAGGUCCCGCUACCUACAAGGACAAUCAGGACCGUGCUUACAACUCAAAGGCAAAGAUGCUGAUUUACGGUGGCGACGAGCGUCCGGAUACGCCGCAGCACAUCGGCAAGAAGAGCGUUAAUAAGCGCGACGGCUUGGGUGCCCCGUUCGCCACCUACAACGACGACGUCGCGAAGCCCGAGGACGCCUCCAAGGACUACCACUCCAAGCCCAAGACGAAGGACGGCGCCUCCAAACCGACGGGGGCGGCCUUCAACGCGGACGUCUAUCGCGAGCAGCUAGCCAACAACUACACAAACAUGCAGGCGAGCAAGGCCCGCAACUACGGCGGCAGCAACAUCUUCGGCGGGCCUACCAACUAAAGCAACAUCCCCCAUGCAUGGAGGAGCGGGAGGCUCAUCAGCUGGAGGCUGCAAUGCACAUAGAAGGGGCAGUGGAAGUCGCUAGGGAAGCCUGAGUGGGCCGGAUGCCAGGCGCCAUGUGUGCAGCGGUUUGGGACCAGUCUGGGUUGCAGCGCUAUCCUGAAUUGCGCGCGCGCUUUUUCCAUUGGGCGAGCUGUUGCGGCUACCAUAUGUAGAUAUGCCCGAUAGGGAGGUAGCCGCGGCGCCGAUUGCCUGUGUUUCUGAGCAUGUAUCGUCAAGGACCUUGUGAUGUAGUGGUGUUUGGUUUGAGCAAGUGCGCAACGUUGCUCGAUACCUGUAAAUUUGAACUGAGCACUGGGCUAAGUGCACGGAAGUGAUCCCGUACACCCGCUGAUCACGUUUAAUUAGUGGUUCGUUCGUGUCGACUGACAAGAGUGUUGUUUGGAUGUGUCGCGAUGCUACGUGUCUGGUGUAUCGGGAGCACGAUCGCUGCACAUGCGUUUGACCGUGCAGUGACACGCUCUUGCCAUUCAUUCGUUUUGCAAGAAGUGGCUGCUACAGGCGGCAGGCGGUGCACAUCACGGAAGUGCCACAGGGUUGAAGCUGGCACAGCCAGACAUGCUGCAAGGAUUCCCCGUCUGCCUGUAAAUUUGCUUGUUU